GCUCUCUAUCUGAUUCGAUGGCCUGUGCUCUGCUCCUCUCGCUCGGCACCCUCACGCCCAGCGCGAGGGCGAAGCCCGCCGUGGCCUCCGUGACGUCCUCCGCUCCUCAGCUGGUCGAGGUCUCGCCUGCCAAGGGCUCGAUGCUCGUGGCGGCGUGGCAAGCGCGGGCAGCGAACGCCAACACCCUGCAGACGGUCCCUGACGGCAAGACGGGCACAAAGCUAAAGGUGCUCGCCGUUUCAGGAGCGGAGCGGAUACGGCGCGCAAAUCGCAAGCAGCAGUACGAGCGCUUCCAAGCCUGCGCCGCAGCUGUUGCGGGUGCCGGCGAUGCGGGCGCCGCUAAGCUCUUCGCCACGGUCGGCGGCUGUGCGUCCACGCUCUGUCUGGUGGAGGUGGAUGAGGACGAGUGGAGUGUCAAGUCGCUCUGCGUGAGCCCGGACGCGCGCGAGCUGCCCUCCGUCGCCGAGGCGGAGGAGGCGGCGCUGCAGGGGCUGCGCGGGCUCUGCGCCGGCUCCGGAGGGCGGCUGCGGGUGGCAUCCGAGGUCGAGGCAUCCCUCGUGGGCAGCCGGCAGAGCCUCGGCCUGACCGCGACGAGCGAGGACGGCGAGCUGGGCGAGGGAGGCGGCAGGAUGGGCGCGGCGGAAGCCGUCCACGACGCGCUGCGCUCGCGGCGAACGAUCAAUGACUUUUCGCCUCAGCUGCCUGCCGGGUGGGAGGAGGCGCUGGAGCGCGCUGUGGAGGCAGCCACCUUUGCACCCAACCACAAGCGGACCGAACCGUGGCGCUUCCACCUCCUCGGACCUCGCUCAAUCCGGCGGGUCUGCGAGCUCAAUGCGGAGCUCGUGACUGCGUCCAAGGGCGACGCCGCGGGCGCCAAGAAGCUGGAGCGCUGGCUCGCGAUUCCGGGCUGGCUCGUCGUCACGUGCGUGCGGCGUGAGGGCGGCGACUCGAUGGAGGAGCCCGCCGGCUUGGCUCGCGAGGACUACGCCGCCGUCUGCUGCGCCACUCAGAAUCUCUGCCUCUCGCUUCACGCCGACGGGCUCGGCACAAAGUGGACGAGCGGGCCGGUCAACUUCGACCCGCGCUUCGCCGGCGCGGUCGGAUUGCCCGACGACGAGUACGUGGUAGGCACUGUUUGGUUCGGGGCGGCCGCCGGCGAGAAGGCGCCACCCGCGCCCGCCAAGCGCCUCGCGGUGGGAGACGUGCUCCGGCAGUCCGACUAG
Emiliania huxleyi CCMP1516 is the source of this 1223-nucleotide messenger RNA. RefSeq lists its product as hypothetical. The record is from RefSeq and is a predicted model, not a curated record. Lineage: Eukaryota; Haptophyta; Isochrysidales; Noelaerhabdaceae. The coding region runs from base 18 to 1223 and encodes 401 amino acids. The transcript is spliced from 3 exons. Gene Ontology annotation, molecular function: oxidoreductase activity.